AAAUGCUGGGGAGAAAAACUUCUUUCUUGGCAACACGAACCCCGAAUGCCUUGAUUAGGGCUGGGAAAGUGGCCUAUAUCCCCCGCAAGCCAGGGAAGGCAGGAGGUGACAGGCUGGAGAAAACAAAUGGGGAAAACCCGGAAAAAAAAUAACCACAACUUUUUUUAUUGAGCAGGGGUGUGGCCCCGAGGGGAGGGGGGAAGAGAGAGAGCACAAGCAAGCAAGCUCAGGUCAUCAUGUAAGGAAAGCAAGAAAGGGUUUUCCUUCACAGGCUACCUCAUGGAGGGCUGGAGAUGGAGGAACAUCUGCUGUCCUCUCCAGCCUCACUUGAAAGCCCAGCACUGCUUCUUGGAGCGGGCACCUAAGAGUGAAAGCAGAGCCUGGUGGGGAGCGGCUGGGUACAUUGAGAAAACCUUUUCUAGAAACAGCUGAACAAGCAACAGGAAAGGUUGUGGAGGAAGAGGAGAUGGUGACACCACAGAAAAGCAGAAGUUAUCGAGUGACCACAGCCUGCACGGAGCCCUCAGCUGGAUGGAUUCCUUCAGCAUUGCCCAGCAGACAUGAGGGGAGAAGGAAGAACCAGCCAGAACACACUACAAUGCUUCUGAUACUAACGGAGGGGGCUGGACUCAACUCUGUUCAUGAAGCAGAAAUUCUGCCAAGAACCCAACCCACCCAGCAGCUCGGCACUGCAGGUCCAACGUAAGCUACUGCUGAAGAUGCAAACUUGCUCCUUGCCUAUGCUGAAGGCCUUGGCCAGUGCAAUAAUAUUUGCAGUCAUUCUCUGGAACCUGAAUUUCUUUGGCUACCAAUCUGAGGUCCCUGGCCCAGCCCUGAGGCACAGCGAACCCCUGACAGUCCUGAUCUGGCAGUGGCCCUUCCGCCACACCCCGAACCUCAGCACUGAUGUUUGCGCAGACCGCUACAAGAUCAAGGGCUGCCAGCUGACGGGGGACCGCAGGUUCUUUAACCAGGCAGAUGCUGUGGUGUUCCAUCACUGGGAGCUGUGGCAGGGCAAGGUAAGACUCCCAACAGAAAGGAGGCCUGGACAAAACUGGGUGUGGGUUACCCUGGAAUCCCCCACCAACACUAAGGCACUGAGUGGCUGGAACCGAACCUUCAACUGGGUCAUGACAUACAGACAAGACUCAGACAUCUUCAUGCCAUAUGGGGAGCUUGUGCGCCAUCCAUCAGCCAGUGUGGACAUUCCAACCAAAACCGGCUUGGUGUCCUGGGUCAUCAGUAACUACCACCGGACUCAGAAGAGAGCGCAGGUCUACAGAGAGCUGUCCAGGCACCUCCAAGUGAAUGUGUAUGGGAAAUCAAACAAGAAGCCACUGUGCCCAGACUGCCUCUUGCCGACCACUUCCAAGUACAAGUUUUACCUGGCCUUCGAGAACUCCAUCCACCAGGACUACAUCACCGAGAAGCUGUGGAGGAACGCGCUGCUGGCUGGCACCGUGCCGGUGGUGCUGGGCCCCCCCCGAGCCAACUACGAGAAGUUCAUCCCUGCAGAUUCAUUCAUCCACAUUGAGGACUUUGGCUCCAUGAAGGAGCUGGCCAGCUUCUUGAAGACCAUGAACUCCAGCCGCUACAGGGCAUUCUUCGAGUGGAGGAAGAGGUAUGGGGUGAAGCUCUACACAGACUGGCACGAACGGUUCUGCACCAUCUGCGCCAGAUACCCCCGCCUGGCCCAGGGGCAAAUCUACCCUGACCUGGAGAGCUGGUUCAGUGUUUGAGAAGAUGGGGCUGGGCAACGCUGAAGCUUUUCAGAGAUGUGUGACUUGUACAGAGAAGCCAGGCUGUCUGCGUUAGUGGAAAAGGACGUCUGCGUGGGCUGGCUCAUUUUGAGUCAAGUGGCUGGUGGGGUGACUGAGGGCACUGAGCAGAACCUGGGUCUGGGAGCCAGGAGCUCUGAGUCCCAGCUCUGACACAGACUUGUACUGGGACUCGGCUUCCCCAUCUAUAAAAGGCUCGUACACUUACCUACCUCACAGGGGUGUUGUGAGGACUAACCGGUGCUACGUGAGGAGCGUUGAGUCUGCAGCUCAGCAGGUGGGCGGGUUCUGCACUGGCUAGGACAGGACAGUGAGCCUUUGCCAGGCUGGGAAGUUUGGCAUUUCCUAGACAGGGGCUGGCACAUCCUAAGAAAUGGCUAGUUGCUCCCCUUAGGAAUAAAUGGGGCAAAGGAG
Molecule: messenger RNA, 2192 nt
Organism: Chrysemys picta bellii (western painted turtle)
Lineage: Eukaryota; Metazoa; Chordata; Testudines; Emydidae
Gene: FUT7
Product: fucosyltransferase 7
Cellular component (GO): membrane
Molecular function (GO): alpha-(1->3)-fucosyltransferase activity
Source: RefSeq, a predicted model, not a curated record